AUGCCCGAGCCUCCCUCGUCCGAAGUUAUCGAAAUCUCCGAUGACGAUGCCGCCUCAGAUGAUCGACCUCCUUCCCCAAACAGCAGCGAAUGGAUGAGCGACAGCGAUGUUGAAAUACCAGACGAUCCCCCAAUCGGCCCUCCUGUAGGCGACGAAGACAACGAAAGCGAUGAAAAUAUGGGGCAAGGACCGUCCAUCGUCGCGCGCGAGAGCACUGCUCCCCCGCUUCUGAGCGAUGUUGCCCGCACCGUGGAUGGAGAACUGAGGAUGCCACUGGUCGAACGACAUCCUUAUGUCAUGAACCACGCUCAGUUCUCUCCCCCGCUUAUGGUGAAGGUCCCGGUGCCAGAGCCGUUUUCGAAAGCAGGUUUGCAAGAUUCAGAUCACUUUCAUCAAUGGCUUGGUCACCUCGCGGGUGAUGAUGGUGUCGAGUCGCCGCCGUACUCGGAAGAACUCUCGGACCGGGAUAGAGAUCUGUACGGGCGUAUAACCGACAACGUGCGACGGGAGGCUUGCAACCUUCGUCUCCUUCAGAAGCUUCUCGCUACGACUGAGUGCGAGAUUCUCGAGCUCCAGCGUACGAAGUUCAUUCUUGCGCGCGCCGCCACACAUCCUCUAAUGAGAGCCGCCGCCCUCGCGCAGGGUGUCGACUUAGAGAUUCCCGCAUGGUUGCGCCGACGCGCGUCCGCUCCCCUUCCUCGGUCUGGUUUCCAGCCUGACGGCCGCGCGCCACCGGCUGCCGCGGCCAAAGGCAAGAAGAGCGUCAACUUGCGAUCUCCCGCGACCAACACCGUGUCUCCAUCACCCGUCGCUGGGCCCUCACCAUCGGGCCGCCCACACGUUGGACCAGGCGGAGGUAACCAUGACCGGAGAAAACAACAGGGGGCUGUAUACGUUAACGCGGGGAGCCCGGUGAACUUUCUAGAGACAUCGGAUCAUCUACAACACCCGCUCGCCGGACCUUCAAAGCCUGAAGCCCUAGAGGGCUGUACCUCCGGUGUGCCAACUUCUCUCGGGCCAGUUCCGAGUGAAGGUCGGGCCGGCGGACGUCGACAACGUUCGGACUCCGCCGGUUCUGACAUAGUUGAAGUGCCGCCUCCCAAGAGGUCGCGAAUGUAG
Molecule: messenger RNA, 1119 nt
Organism: Peniophora sp. CBMAI 1063
Lineage: Eukaryota; Fungi; Basidiomycota; Agaricomycetes; Russulales; Peniophoraceae
Source: the annotation of a GenBank genome assembly